AUGGAUGCAGCUCCCAACUGUGCCAUCUGCAAUGCGCCGCCUUAUCCUGAAUGCUCCUGCGAGUCGGAGCGACUACAGAUCGCUGUCAAGCAGGCUGAGCAGCGUGCUAUGGAGGAGCGGAUGGGUGAGAUACGGGACUGGGUGAUCAAUCAUGCUCGCCAGCACAUCCUCAACGCAUUCGAAAGAUUGACCUCGACACGCAAGCAAGCGCAUUCGUCAUAUCUAGCCUCCCUCCCAAACUACGAAGUCUACAUGCGCUACUCGGGCCAUCCGCCGAUACACCCAAUGUAUGUCUCGACGUUGCAAACACAGAUUGCAGAAGCGCAUGCAGAACUGAAGCGCGGUAUCGACGCCGACUGGCGCGCAUCGGUACUACGAUACCCAGAAGUCCUCGACUAUUUCUAUAGUCUCGUCGAACUCAGACUGCCGGACGACCGCUCUCGAGAAGUUGUCGAGCCACCAUUCGCUGCUGCGGGCUACGCGGAUAUAGGAUAUAGGGUCAAGGAGAAGAAGAAAAAGCGACGGGAUAGAGAAGGAUCAGUACCGCAGAUGCAUGUGGCCCUUAGCAGAGUGAUGCGUGGGGGGCCGCCUCCUGUGCCAACACCACCAAUUCAUCACAACGGAUCAUAUCCUCGACCACCGGAACCAUAUGGAUACUGA
This is a messenger RNA of Alternaria atra, 660 nucleotides long. RefSeq lists its product as uncharacterized. The record is from RefSeq and is a predicted model, not a curated record. The transcript is spliced from 2 exons. Bases 1 to 660 code for a protein of 219 amino acids. NCBI's taxonomy places the organism in Eukaryota, Fungi, Ascomycota, Dothideomycetes, Pleosporales, Pleosporaceae.